Messenger RNA from Poecilia reticulata (guppy), 998 nucleotides. RefSeq names its product transmembrane protein 160 (gene tmem160). Lineage: Eukaryota; Metazoa; Chordata; Actinopteri; Cyprinodontiformes; Poeciliidae. The record is from RefSeq and is a predicted model, not a curated record.
UUGAGUGUGACCACGUGACAGUUCAAAGGGCAUGCAGAGGUCGUGUUGUGCUUUUCCUUCUUCCUUACAUGUUUGUUUGUUUUUAAGCCAGCCGGUUCUGGUGAUGUGAUGGCUUUCCUGACUCUCUUCGUGAGAAGGCAGCUGCCGCAGGCCGUCAGCUACUUCGCUCGCGUAGUGGAGCUGGGCCGGCCCGGCUGCGGCGGCGGCGGAGCCCCGCUGCGGAGGCUGCAUGGCUCGGCGCGGCAGCGGGUGGGGGACAAGGGGCCGUGGGGCAAGAGCCAGCGGGGUCCGGAGCAGCCACUGCAGCAGUACCACCUCACAGACCUCGACAAGGCGGACGCUUUGAUGCUGAGGAAGUCGCAUGAAACAGGGUUCCUGUCGUGGUUCAGGAACGGCUUGCUGGCGACUGGGAUUGGAGUCAUCGCUUUUGUCCAGAGUGAAGUGGGACGGGAAGCAGGAUACGCCUUCUUCAUCCUGGGAGGCGUCUGCGUGUCGUUUGGCGGCGCGUCCUACGUUGGCAGCCUCUUCGCCCUGCGGAGGCUGAUGCUGCUGUCUGUGCCAGCUCUGCUGCUCCAGGGCACCGUGGUGGGCACCGUCGCCCUCUUCUGGCUCUGCGCCGUAUCGCUGUACAUCGGCCGCCUGGAGGUGGAGAUCAUCCACGAGGACGAGGAGGGGGACGGCGGGGAGGACGACGGAGAGUGCCGGGAGUGCCGCGAGAGGCGGGAGCAGCGAGGUCACAGAGGCUCCCAGGACAGUGAGGACAGUGGCAGCAAGGGCCAAAACAAAUAGCGAUCUUCCAGGAAUGCUCAGUGUGUGUGUGUGUGUGUGUGUGUGUGUGUGUUUUUUUUUUCUUGAUGCUCUGAUUCAGGAUUUCUCUUAUUUGUAUGUCUGUGAAAAAUGCAUACAUGUUCAUGUGCAGACUGUGAGCUUAAAAAAUGCAAACCUGUCAUCUAUUGUUAUAAAAAAUUAUUCAGGUGAAGAAAAACUUUUAACUUUUU